AUGCAAUUGGAUUUAUUUGAGUAAUAAAUAGUGAAGAAGGUGAGAUCUCAAUAAAACAAGGAUAAUGGAGAUUCCAUACCUGCAUUUUUGUUGAAGACUUAUGAAAUAAUAGAUAAUCCUUAAAAUAAAGACAUAAUUAGUUGGAAUGAAGAAGGAAGUGCCUUUAUUGUUAAGAAGGUUAAUGAAUUCUCAGAUAUCAUAUUGCCGAAAUCAUUUAAACACAAUAACUUUGCUUCAUUUGUUCGAUAAUUGAAUAUGUAUGAUUUUCACAAGACCAGACAUGAUAAUAACGAGAAUGAAUUCAAGCAUAAAUUGUUUUAAAGGAGUAAAAAACAUCUGCUAAGUUAGAUCAAGCGAAAGACCAAUGAAGUAAAGGAAUAGAAUUCUUUGAGUUUAAUAAAAAACGAAUAGAUAAGGAGUGAAUAAAGUGAGACACCUGAAAUUUUGAUGCAGAUGGGAAAAUUGUAAAACAAGUAAUUGGAAUUAGAAAAAUUGAUCAAAAUCUUUAUUAAGUAGAAUGAAAAGGUGAUGAAGGAAAAUAAAUACUUAUGGAGUGAAUUGACAAAAAACAAGCAUAAGAAUGAAAAUUCAGAAGAAUAAAUUAUGAAAUGGGUUUUAUAAUCUUUACAAGGAACCAAAUAAAACAAUAAACUUAAGAGCAGUUUGUAAGCAAAUAAUUUAUUGAUGUUGAAAUAAACCUGUGAAAACGAGGAUGAAAUGUAAGUUGAAGCAUAAAAUCAAAAACAUUUUGAAACUGAAAAAUUGCAAUUUGAUUAACUGCCAUCUCAAAUUAUAAGUCAGAAUUUAGAAUAAUAGAUCGAAAAACUAUCAAAAACUUAAAUUAUUUAAGUACUUUUGAGUGCUAUUACAAACAAUUAAAAAUAGGAAAAGAAAAAUAAUAUAAAGUUUGACGAUGAUCUUAGCUUUGAUGAUGAAUAUCCAGUUAUAAAGAAAAUGGAUUUGAAACAAGAGUCUUAAGAUAAAAAAUAAGAAAAUCAACUUAUAGUUUAUAAUGAACCUUAUUUUUUUCAUAAAUUCGAAGAUAAUUAUGUCAAUUCAGAAUCGCCUAAUCCAAGUCGUAAGAAUUCUUAUUUUGAUUAAGAUCCUAUUCCAUAAUUUUUAGAUAGUGAAUUAUGA
This is a messenger RNA of Paramecium tetraurelia, 1137 nucleotides long. RefSeq lists its product as uncharacterized. The record is from RefSeq and is a predicted model, not a curated record. NCBI's taxonomy places the organism in Eukaryota, Ciliophora, Oligohymenophorea, Peniculida, Parameciidae. The transcript is spliced from 5 exons. Gene Ontology annotation, biological process: regulation of DNA-templated transcription. Gene Ontology annotation, molecular function: sequence-specific DNA binding; DNA-binding transcription factor activity.